AUAGUUGUCAUGCCGAAAUUGGUUGACGGCCUAGUUCGGUUUCUAUAAAAGGCCCGUACAAUAUUGGAGAAUAUACCAUAGUGAACCUCACCGGGAAACCGAAAAGCCCCGUUUAAUCCACCAUGAUACUAAGUCAAAGAAAUGGCAUAAUUGUGCGAGUUAUGAAGGAGUCCGACUAUCCAAUAGUAAAAACCUUCUUGAGGGACUACUUUCACUACGAUGAACCCAUGGGAAUGGGCCUUAAGGAGCAAAUUCAUCUACAGCACGAGGAAGAAGUGGAUAGGCAAUACCUGGCGGUAAUCACUCAGGGACUUUCUAUAGUAGCAUUGGACGAUAACAAUGGAGGACUACUGGUUGGCAUUGCCGUGGCUGAGACGAUGGAUUGCAGCGAAAUGGCAAAGCAGCACAAGGAAGCCGACGAAAUGGAGCCCAAUGCCUUGGGUCGCAGCAGGAAGUUGAUAGCCAAAAUGGAGCGCGAAGCGAAGAUUUUCGAACGCUUCGGAGUCUCCUCCUACAUGAAUCUGCUGGCCAUCUCCGUUCACCCCUCUAUGAGGAAAAGAGGUCUAUUGGUCAUCCUUUCCCGCUCUCUUCGUGAGUUGGGUCGCUUGCGAGGACUUCCACUGUUUAUCGGUAGCGGCACCAAUUACUACUCCACCCAGGUGGCGAUGAAAGAGGGAUGUGAGAGCAUCCAUUCACUGGCCUAUGCUGACUACAAGGACGACCACGGCCGACCUAUAUACAAUCCACCAGCGCCCCAUACCCACAUCCGGGUUUUGGCCGCAAAACUUUAAGUCAACUAGACUUUUUAGUAAUUAAGCAAACGUUUAACCUUAGAUUCUUUGGACUUGACAAUUGAUAAAUGUAAUCGUGCUGGAAACUUAAAUCCAUAUGGAGAAAAUAAAGCUAUUAAAU
This is a messenger RNA of Drosophila yakuba, 912 nucleotides long. RefSeq names its product arylalkylamine N-acetyltransferase-like 2 (gene AANATL5). NCBI's taxonomy places the organism in Eukaryota, Metazoa, Arthropoda, Insecta, Diptera, Drosophilidae. Gene Ontology annotation, molecular function: N-acetyltransferase activity. The transcript has a single exon. The record is from RefSeq and is a predicted model, not a curated record. Bases 123 to 791 code for a protein of 222 amino acids.